Ostrea edulis (European flat oyster) is the source of this 3587-nucleotide messenger RNA. Its product is annotated as ELKS/Rab6-interacting/CAST family member 1-like. The coding region runs from base 464 to 2086 and encodes 540 amino acids. The transcript is spliced from 11 exons. The record is from RefSeq and is a predicted model, not a curated record. NCBI's taxonomy places the organism in Eukaryota, Metazoa, Mollusca, Bivalvia, Ostreida, Ostreidae.
GCUUUGAUGUUGUUGCCUCUCAACCGACGCCGCGUCCAUACAUGUAAAAUUUCUCCCUCGCAAUGUUCAAAACAUCAUCAACAUUUGGAAAACAGACAGGUUUGAAGUCAUCGCCAAAAUACUUGGGAGGUUUGUAAGCUUGUUGUUAUCCGGAAAAGGAAUCAUUCAUCCCGUGUAUGUUUGCAAUCAUUGCAUUACAACAACACUUGACAGUUCUGCACUUUUGACUUUACGUUAGAUCUAACAUAGUUUUGUGUGUGACUGUCAGCAGCCAAAAAUAAUUUACGGUGGAGCAGUUAGGUAGGGUCUAUAAAUCAUCCAGUGCAUCAAAACACAAAAUUUUUCUUAAGUAUAAAACAGAAAAAGUGCUGUACUGUUUGGCAUAAAGCUUAUUUCUGACACACUUGCAUGCUUGAUUAUUGUUGGAGUGUUUUGUGUCUGUGACGGCCAGUGUAUAGUAGACAUGACUGAGGCAGGAAGAAUAAGUGAACCAAUGGGCUCCCAGGGCCCAGAUGUAAUUGAGUGGAGCAGGUCACUCCGAAGUCCCUCACCUCGACAAAAUUUGAGAUCUCGUAGUCCUUCUCCAUCCCGGCUAACCAUGAGCACUCGCUCCCUUACUACAAAGAAAGGUGGUUAUUUGACUGAGGUCCAGCAAUCUCUUCCGACCAUGUCCAGCAAAAAAGCCCAAAAGACCAGCAGCAACCUGAGAAAAAGUACUGGAACUCUGGCUGCCAGUCUAGGGGGAUCAGGAAACUUCAAGACACAGAAAAAUUCAACAAUGGAAAAUAUAGAGGGAGAAUACAUCAAAAACCUACAGCAGCAGAUUUACUUUUUAGAACUGGAGUCCAACUAUUUAAGAGAGCAAGUGAAAAAAGCCACAGAAAUGCAUCCUAAAAUGACCUCAGAGGCCGAGAGAAUGCUAGCCAGGCUCAGGCAAAUGCAGUUGGAGAUUGAUGACCUACAGUUAGAGAUUAAAAGGAGAGAAACCGACAUCACUUUACUGAAAACAGAGAAGGAGAAAAUCAUUGAGAGACUUUCAGAUGAGGAAGCAUCUAGAACUCGGGACAAGAGGAUGUUGAUGGACGAAAUCAUACAACUGAAGAAGGAUAAAGACGUCAUGGAGCGAGAAAUCUCCAAACGAGACACUCAACUGAUGGACGCUAAAUCUGAACUGGACAAGAGUUCCACUGCAAUGAAAAAUGCUGACCUGAAAAUGGAAACUUUGAAAGCUCAACUUGAACAACGAAUCGAAGCCCACAACUAUUCUCAGAUAACUUUGGAUGAGAAGCGCUCAGAGUUGAUGAGUAUGGAGACUCAACUAAGAGAAGUGGAGGACAAGUAUUAUAACCAGACAUUGCAGCUACAAGACAAGGUCGCCAGUGAUCUCAAGGAAGAGAUACAACAAUUGAGACAAAAGUUAAAAGAGACUGAGAUGUCAGCUGACCAAGACCGCUUCCUGAAAGUAAAACUGACAGAAGACAGCACCAAUCUUGCCCGUGAAAAUGCAGCUUUGAACCAGCAGAUGAUUGACUUAAAGAAACAAUUAGACAGGGAGAAAGCUUACAGAGAAGCUACAGAAUCUCGUCAGAACCAGAGCAUCGCUGAAUACGUACAGAUUAAGGAUCGUGAGAAAGAGGGGCGGUUUGAGUUGCAGCACACACAGGAACUACUGAAAAAGGAGCAGGAGAAGUCUAGGAAUUUCAUGGAAAAGAUGACAAAGAAUGAGUCUAUUUCCAUGACUCAUGAGUUGGAGCUGAACACCUGCAGGAGCCGGGUGGCUGAGCUGGAGAAUCUACACAGCAGUGUCGAUAAGGAGAACCUGCAGCUACGCAAAGAUAAAGUGCUUCUGGUGGACCAUGUGUCCGAACUGCAGAGGAAGCUGGAACGAAAGGACCAGGAGAUUGUGUUGCUGAGGUCUCAGAUCCAGACAAUGGAAGGCAAGGUUAAGGACUUGGAUCACCUAAAAACGCUCGAGUCCACUGUCCAGAGCCAGAAGUGGGAGGAGUUUGAAAAGCUGGCCGAGAACAUGAGGACACUAUCCCACUCCAUGGCACACACCUCAGGGUCAAGGGUCAUGCAGUACUGAGGUCAUUAGGUGACAGGGUCUUGGUUAUAAUUACACAAGUAUGAAGUCGAAUGUUUAACAGGAGAGAAUUGAUAUAUACAACAAGUGUAAAAGUUUUGUUAUGAAAUCUUUAAUCAAUUUGAUAAACAAGUAAGAAGCAUUGAGUAAAAAUGAAGGACUCCUGUGUUUACUUUUUAUGAUGUGGUAGGUAGAGAUAGUAUGUUUUGCCUGAUCGAUGAAGCAUGAAGACAUAAAAUGUAGCUAAAUGACCAUAGGGAGAUGAUAGUGUUUACAAGGUUUUGUGGAGGUUAGAAAUAUGAAAGGUGACAAAGAAAACUAAUUUGUUAGACUAGGACCAGGUAGUACAGUUAAUUAGGGCUUGUUUAAAACAUACUAGGUAGGACUAGUGAGAAGUUGAGAUCUGGUAGUACUCAUUUCAUAAUUCCCACAAUGUACCAUUUCAUAUAACAUAUGAUUACAGUUUAUCAAUUAGAAUGCUUGAAUUUUCAUCUGUCUUAUUGCACAUUUGGUGCAGUCAUAAGAAAUUCUCUUAAUGAUUAAUUUUACUUCUCUAUAUAUGUUUCUAGCCGGCAUAUAUUUCAGCCGCAUUCAGAACAAGAGUUUCCUCAUAUUGGUGCCAAUCUUUGUCUGUUGUACAAUUGUAUCUCAUUGUUUGUUAGAUAUUUCUCAGGACUGCACAUCACAACAUGUUAACACUGGGGAAAGCCAGCCUACACUUUGUAAUCUAUCUUAUGAAGCUUCGACAUCCCUGGCUUGUGACAUUAAUGCACAUUACUGUGAGAGGGGGUAUAUAAUGGUGAGCGUUAGGUGAUUGUACAUUUUGUUAGGUAAUAAAUGAAUGAUUUAUUCAGAUUGAAAUUUGUUUUAAUGUUCAGUUGUGUACUAUUUGUAUGAAAUUGUAACAUGACAUUUUAAGUUAUAUUCUGACAUUCUUUGCAUUGCCAACAUUAAAAAUGAAAGUACUUUUCAGUUACUGUGGAAUCAUAAUUAUUCGUGAGGGCUCAAUGUUCGUGAAUUUCAUGGAUACCUUUUACCCAUGAAUUUACGUCCUCAUGAACCAGUGAUUCUUUGCAAUAUCUGCUAUAGUAAUAUGAUUUAUAUUUUCAAAAUGACGUCAAGCCUUGAAAUUCCAUCCCCACGAAAUAGUGAAUAUUCAGCUACCCACGAACAUUGGCCCCCUCGAACUUUAAUGACUCCACAGUAUUCAUUUUGUUAGUGUAAAACUAAUGUCAGAGAUUUUUUUUUUUAACUUGUUUUUAGAAUAUUAUUUUAAAAUUGCUGGAAUUUAAACUGUAGACUGUAUCAGUUGAGAAUCAAGGCAUUUUUUAUUAGUUUCAUUAAUCAAAUCAAUGUAUUAUUAAUUCAGUUGUUUAUUUCUGUGAUAAUCUUAUUAUUCUGGGAGUGAUGAAUCCGUCCAUAUUUUUCUAUAUAUAACAAUAUAUUUAUUGUCAUGAGAUUUAUUUUAGGAGAUAGUUGAAAUAAUAAAGGCAGUGAAAUGUUC